Brassica napus (rape) is the source of this 2022-nucleotide messenger RNA. Its product is annotated as aspartic proteinase 36-like. The transcript has 9 exons. Gene Ontology annotation, molecular function: aspartic-type endopeptidase activity. Bases 292 to 1839 code for a protein of 515 amino acids. The record is from RefSeq and is a predicted model, not a curated record. Lineage: Eukaryota; Viridiplantae; Streptophyta; Magnoliopsida; Brassicales; Brassicaceae. Gene Ontology annotation, biological process: proteolysis.
UGCUUAUGGAGUAAUCUGCACUGGAACAUCCUCUGUAAUCCCAUUGUGUACUUCUCUUUCUCUCUCUCUCUCUCUCUCUCUCUCUCAUAAAAGAAGCGAAUCUGCAAAUCCUCUGUUUUCAUGAAAAUCCGAGAUUGACGACGAUCAUAACACUUUACAAUUUCGCGGCUUAUUUCUCCAUCCUAUGUCUUCCCACAAGGAUAAAGUUUUGAUCUUUUCGAUUCCCGACGAGAUAUAGAGAUCUCACCACUUGUCAGCAACUUAGACCAUUACCACAACUCGUAAGCAGCCAUGGCGGCUGCUCUGUUUUCAACCGCUAUUCUAAUUUGUUUACUACCGGUUUCGGUUUCGUCUUCCGGUUUCCCGGCGGCCCUGAAACUGGAAAGAGCCAUUCCGGCGAAUCACGAGAUGGAAAUGAAUGAACUCAAGGCGCGUGACAGAACCAGGCACGGCAGAUUGUUGCAGUCUCUCGGCGGAGUAGUUGAUUUCCCCGUCGACGGAACUUUUGAUCCUUUCGUCGUUGGAUUAUACUACACGAAACUGCGACUGGGAUCACCUCCGAGAGACUUUUAUGUACAGAUUGACACAGGAAGCGAUGUGUUGUGGGUUAGUUGUGCUUCUUGCAAUGGCUGUCCUCAAACCAGUGGACUCCAAAUUCAAUUGAAUUACUUUGAUCCAGGGAGCUCGGCAACAGCGACGCCAAUCUCAUGUUCUGACCAAAGAUGCAACUGGGGCGUUCAGUCCUCUGACUCAGGCUGUUCUGUUCAGAACAACCUCUGCGCUUACACGUUUCAGUAUGGUGACGGAAGUGGCACCUCGGGGUACUACGUCUCCGAUCUCUUGCAGUUUGACAUGAUUGUAGGAAGCUCUCUUGUCCCAAACUCAACCGCUCAGGUUGUGUUCGGAUGCAGCACCUCGCAGACGGGGGAUCUAGUGAAGUCGGAUCGAGCUGUUGAUGGGAUCUUCGGGUUCGGGCAACAAGGAAUGUCUGUGAUCUCUCAGCUCGCUUCGCAGGGAGUAUCUCCUAGAGUGUUCUCACACUGCUUGAAAGGAGAGAACGGGGGCGGAGGGAUAUUGGUUCUUGGAGAGAUUGUGGAGCCAAACAUGGUCUUUACUCCACUCGUUCCCUCACAGCCUCAUUACAAUGUGAAUCUGCUGAGCAUCUCAGUGAAUGGCCAAGCUUUACCUAUCAAUCCAUCUGUCUUCUCCACAUCGAACGGUCAGGGAACAAUCAUCGAUACUGGUACAACGUUGGCUUACCUUUCUGAAGCAGCCUAUGUUCCUUUCGUUGAAGCUAUCACGAAUGCUGUUUCGCAGUCUGUGAGAGCCGUUGUUUCCAAAGGGAAUCAGUGUUACGUAUUAACCACUAGUGUGGCAGACGUGUUUCCUCCGGUCAGCUUGAACUUUGCUGGUGGAGCAUCCAUGUCCUUGAAUCCUCAGGAUUACCUCAUACAGCAAAACAACGUGGGAGGUACUGCAGUGUGGUGCAUCGGUUUUCAGAGGAUACAGAAUCAAGGGAUAACGAUCCUUGGAGGUAAGCCUUUAUUACUUGAAAUCUACAUUUCUGUGGCACAAAAACAUAUGUUUGCAUCUUUUGCUAUUGCAGAUUUAGUUCUUAAAGACAAAAUCUUUGUCUAUGAUCUGGUCGGUCAGAGAAUCGGAUGGGCGAACUACGACUGUUCAAUGUCUGUAAAUGUAUCUGCGACUAGCAGCAGCGGAAGGAGCGAAUACGUGAACGCAGGACAGUUUAGUGACAAUGCAGCUCCACAGAAGCUGUCUUUAGACAUUAUCGGAAACAUUAUUAUGUUAUUACUAUUGGUAAUCAACAUGUUUUUGUAGCAGACAACUUUUACAGAUUUGCAUUUAUCUAGUUUAUUGUGUGUUGUUUGUGGUUGCUGGAGAGUAAUUAUCUCCCGACCGGCGGAGCCAAGCAGAAGAGAAGUUAACUUCUUUGUUUGUUACAUUCUAUUGUUAUAGUUACGGAUGUAAAUAAUUCGUUUCUUAGUGGUGUUUGUGUUUCUC